Drepanopeziza brunnea f. sp. 'multigermtubi' MB_m1 is the source of this 1062-nucleotide messenger RNA. RefSeq lists its product as uncharacterized. The record is from RefSeq and is a predicted model, not a curated record. NCBI's taxonomy places the organism in Eukaryota, Fungi, Ascomycota, Leotiomycetes, Helotiales, Drepanopezizaceae.
AUGGCCCCCGAAGAUCCAAACCCCGCCCACCCCCUCUACAACACGACCUUCUCCCUCCUCCGAGUCUCCCCACUGUACACCGGCCGCCACGGCCCCCUCAGCAACGCGACUCUGCGAAAGCAUGCCCAACGAUUCCGCGACAUACUUGUUGGCGAAGUCUUGCGCGGCGUGCGCGUAGGCCUGGGUACUAAAGAAGAUGACGUUCUGUCGCGCGUCGGCGCCUUGCAAACCGUGACAUGGCGCCAGCUCCCCGAGGAACAGGCUUGGAGCGCAGCGGACGAGACGGGAUCGGCCCACGACGAUGUUGCAACGGGUUUGGCGCUCCUCUGCAGGGGGAUGAUAGUCACGGUCGCGUACGAGAAGAUAGAGUACAGGGCUAUCCUGCUGCGGGACGGGCGGGGCGACGAUGCGGAUGCCUCCUCGAUGGGCACGGGUGGGAAGGAGACGGAUGAUGGGUUUCAGAGCUUCCCUUUGCUCAUGACCAAGAUGCCUGGGUCGCUGCGAGAGGCUUUCACUGAGUUUCUGGCUAGCACUUUUGAUACCCGGGUCUCGGCGUUGUGUCUCUCGAGCCAGUACCUCGUGAGCGCAUUCGAGAGGUACCUGGCUGAUAUCUCCAUGGGGGAAGAUGGCGAACCCCUUGGUCUCAUCGAGAGAAGCAGGGCGUUGAGACACACUAUCAAGGAGACGUUAGUGGUCAUCGGAUUUGAUAUCCCCGGUGGCUCUGCCGCGCUGAAGACCAUAGACAUUAACAUUGCGAGAGAGGAUCUGCCACGGAUGGUCGCAAGGGGAAAGACUAUUGGAAGGCAGGGAGACGGAGAUUCUCCCUUUUUUGAGGCUCUGACGACGUAUAUCAAGGGACACAUGGCCUUGGAUCUGCGCAACGAGAAGGUGAAGAUCUCGAGAAUUGCUUGCGGGGCAUUUGUCCUGGGCUCUGAAGGGAAGAUCAAGUUGACCCAAUUACCAAGUGAGAGCGACGGGCAGUCGUCUCGGGGUCCAGCUACUCGUCGCUUGAUAAAUGGGCUGAUCGGAGCUGCGGCUGGUGUCUUGUUGUCUGGUGGCUGA